This is a messenger RNA of Trichosurus vulpecula (common brushtail), 3911 nucleotides long. RefSeq names its product M-phase phosphoprotein 9 (gene MPHOSPH9). Gene Ontology annotation, cellular component: centriole. The record is from RefSeq and is a predicted model, not a curated record. The coding region runs from base 163 to 3738 and encodes 1191 amino acids. The transcript is spliced from 23 exons. Lineage: Eukaryota; Metazoa; Chordata; Mammalia; Diprotodontia; Phalangeridae.
UGUUGGAAGCUUAAGACUUUAUGCUUCUGAAUGUUAGGAACUGAAAAUGUUCCUAGAUGAUGAAGUAUCUGAAGAUGAAUCGGAUUCAGUUUCUUCAAACAAUGAAGUCAAGCUACUUUUUCAAAUAAGAGAAUGUAACCACAUUCCUAUUAGACAUAAACUAUGGAAGAUUUGGACUUGGUGAAAACUAAACAAGAAACCUUUCCAUCUUCUAUAGAAUCUGAUGACAGAAAUGCUCACGAUUCUGUUGGAUAUAGCUUAAAUACAAACAGAAGCAGAAACAGUCUCCUUAGUGCAAAUGGAUUGUCCUCUUUCUCAGGGAAGAGCAGUGUCUCUCUAAUUCAAAGUGCAGUUGAAGUCUUAACCUCUUUUAUGCAAGAUCUACAAAACUGUGGCAAGGCGGAUUCUGAAAUUUGGAGGAAGUGUGAGGCUAAAUGGUUACAGCUAUUCAGUUUGGUGGAAACACAGCGACAGCAGCAGAUCGUUGCCCAGCAAGAACAGUUCAGUAACCAAAUCAAACAUAUUGAAGAAGAGAUAAGAAGUUUAAUUAAGUUGCAGAAGAGUAAUGCUUCUCGGUCUUCUAGUAACAGACAUUCCCCUGACAAACUGACAAGCAAUUUUUCUACAUUAGAAAGUCAAAUGGGGUUGUGUUCUGAAAGCUGUGAAAGAAAUGAGUACGUUGUCAAUUAUCCUAAACUUAAAGAAACUGAAAUUCGGCCAAAAACAUUUUCUUCACAUCAAGACAGCAUUAUGGAUAGUAUCUCAGUGAACAAUGGUGGGUAUAGUAAUUUUUUUACCUCAGAACGAAAUUCUUACAAAUCUAAAGACUCGAAAGAAUUCAAGGAGCACAAAGACAUUUCCAAAGGCAAACAUGUAACCCCUAUGCCCCAGAAGGAGUCAUUUGUAAGUGAUGUCAAGAACAAGAGCCUGUGUAUCCAGACUACAGAAGAGUAUGCCUCAGCACUCAAAGAGGACGUCUCUAUUUUUCCUGGUGAAUAUGAACAUAAUUUUACUAGUGAAAAUAAGAUUUCUGAAGCACAUUGUGGAAAACCAAACAGUAAAUCUUUAACAUCAUGGGCACAAAAAUUGAAACAAAAUCAACCGAAGAGAGUACACACUGAAGAGGGAUAUAUCCCAUCUGUUCAAGGAAAUGAACUAAGGAAAAAAUCAACAAUUGAGAAUUCUGACUUCAGUGCUGCUACAUAUCCUCAUGUUUUUUACCUUAAUAAACCAAAUGAAAGCCCAAGUUCUUGGGUAUCUGAAGGAACAGGAAUGAAUUAUUGGAAACUAGAAGAAAAGGACACGUAUGACUCUUUGCCUGAGACUUUGGAAAAAUCAUUUUUAAAUAUCAACUCCAUGAAAGUGUCACCAAACCAGCCUAAUUCUGCUAAUGAGAUGAAGCUGCCGUCACUGAAGGAUAUUUAUCAUACGAAUCAAAGGAAAAAUAAGCAAUUAUCCGAAUGGACAUCUCCUUCUAAUCCCAGUCAUCCACCAGAGGUAUUAACUCUAGAUCCAACGCUACACAGGAAGCCAAAUCAACAAAUUUCAGGGAUUCAAUCAAAUAAUUUUCGAUGUAAUCUUGAAAGAUUGUCUUUCACACCAGAGUCCAUAUUAGAUCCUAGUAUUUCUAGCCAUUCUGACACAGACUCGUUUUCACAAACAAGUAACUUUACCUCCUCUCAGUUAGCUAGAUCCCCCAACUAUCCUUCAGCUAUUAAAACUUUACCUAUAGAUUCUUGGCCAAGUCAUGCACUCCAAAAUGAAAGUAGGGCCAGCUCUGCUUUUCCUUUAGCACAUAGUGUUACUAGUAAUGAAAUUUCAUUCAACGUUGAAGACGAAGAAAACAAUUCAACCACCGUCACUCCUUCCCUAGUGGCAAGCGUAGACAACAGUUUGCCAGAAGGCAGUGUUUCAGUGACUUGCAUGGAAGACCCAGUUGCAUUAUCCAAAAUGAGGCAGAACCUGAGGGAGAAGCACGCUCGACACAUAGCUGAUCUCCGGGCUUAUUAUGACUCCGAGAUACAUAAUCUGAAACAGCAAUUAGAGAGAAGUGAAGCAUCUGCAUAUGGAGAAUUGAAGAAAACUAACCAGAGUCUUGCAGACAGAUGUGACCAAUUAGGUGGUGCUCUGAAUGAGGCCAGUGCUCAUAUGAAAAUUCUGGAGAACAAAAAUAAUUUGCUGGAAAUGGAAGUGAGUGAUUUGAGAGAACACCUCAAUGCAGCCAGUAAUGCUUCCAAAAUUUUGCAGGAACGUAUUGAGGAAAUGCGAGCAAGUAAUAAAGAAAAAGAUAACACCAUCAGUCGACUCAAAUCCCGACUAAAGGAUCUAGAAGAAGCAUUUGAUAAGGCUUACAAACUCUCAGAUGAUAAAGAUGCUAGAAUAAAACAAGAAAACAAAAUGUUUCAAGCUCUUCUAGGAGAAUAUCAAUCCCUUGGACAACAACAUGAAAGAGUAAAGGAUACAUUAACUACAACUGAGAACAAGUUGUUUGACGCAAAUACUCAGAUUUCUGAUUUGAAAAGAACAAUUUCAAAAUUGGAAGCCCAGAUCAAGCAAGUAGAACAUGAAAAUAUGUCAAAACUCCGUAUUAAUACCAAAACUCAAAUACCACCAUCCCUUACCAGUAGCACCGUAACAGCUUCUGAUGUUAGUAGGCGGAAGUGGUUGAUACCAGGAGCAGAAUAUUCCAUCUUUACUGGCCAGCCUUUAGACAGUCAAGAUAAUUUGGUCGAUAACCAGCUUGGAGAAUCCUAUACUCUUAGGUACCAUACUCCUCCCGAAAAGGACUGUCCACUCAAAGACUCAACAAGUUUAAAAGAAAGGGAGGCUUCAGAUACAACAAUCAUCAAAGUUUAUAAAAAUCAUGAAGAAGGAAAAAUAUUUAAAAAUUGGGGCACACAAACAGAGAACGAGGACACAUCAAAUAAAACAUCAAGUCGCCAUCAAACUGUAGCAUUUGUGCCUGAGACCACUUUCAGUAGAAAUCGGUCCCCAGAGAAAGGUUCUCAUCACAGGUCAAAGAAAUAUAAUUCCUCAUCUGCACAGAGAUCAUCAUCUCUCCCACCUUCAAACCGAAAAUCAAGUCCUUCAACUAAAAGAGAUAUAAUGCUAACACCGGUGACGAUGGCAUACAGUCCAAAGCGGUCCCCUAAAGAGAAUUUCUCCCAAGGAUUUAGCCACCUACGUAGCAAAGAUGAUAGUAGUAGUUUAAAUCGGUUUGACGUACUUAUGGACGAUUUAGAUACUGUUCCUGUGUCAACAAUGCAACUUAACAAUUCUAGGAAACAACUCCAGUUUCUCCCUGUGGAUGAUUUGGAAGAAGGUAAACAUUCAAGCAGCACUACUACUGAUCACCAUGGUAAACAUAGCUCUUGUACUUCUGAACAAUCAUUGCCAAAUGGAAUGAAGAAAAUACCAAGUUUGGAAAAGAAUAAGUCACCCUAUGAACCCUGUAAAACUAAGUCAGCAGUAACAUCUUAUGAAAACGACUUUGAAUAUCUGGCACAUGUGAGGACCCUGAGUGAAACUGAACAGCUUUUUGAUGACCUUACAAGAGAAAAGCAACAGAUAGAAGCAGCGCUGAGUCGAAUGCCUACUUCUGGAGGAAGAACGACCUUGCAAACAAGAUUGAGCCAGGAGGCCCUAGAAGAUCGUUUGGAAAGGAUUAAUAGAGAACUGGGUCCAAUUCGGAUGACGCUGAAGAGAUUUCAUGUUUUGCACUCCUCUGCAAAUCUCUGAGAUUUGAAGCUAUUAAAUUUUGAGACAUUUUUCUUUGCACUAAUGUAUAAUUAUGCACUCAGAAAAUGCAAAUCAUUUUAUACAGUUUGUAAAUCCUCAAUGGUAGUUUUAAAAUCAUGCUAUUUACACUUAAUAUUUUUUACUUCAAAUAGCCAACAUAAAUUUUAAAGCUA